Molecule: messenger RNA, 486 nt
Organism: Sebastes umbrosus (honeycomb rockfish)
Lineage: Eukaryota; Metazoa; Chordata; Actinopteri; Perciformes; Sebastidae
Product: histone H3-like
Exons: 1
Coding region: 1-408 (135 amino acids)
Cellular component (GO): nucleosome
Molecular function (GO): structural constituent of chromatin; protein heterodimerization activity; DNA binding
Source: RefSeq, a predicted model, not a curated record
AUGAAAACCAAGCAGACCGCUCGUAAGUCUACCGGAGGCAAAGCCCCCAGGAAGCAGCUGGCCACCAAGGCUGCCCGUAAGAGCGCCCCGGCCACCGGCGGCGUGAAGAAGCCUCACCGUUACAGGCCCGGUACCGUGGCUCUGAGAGAGAUCCGUCGCUACCAGAAAUCCACGGAGCUGCUGAUCCGCAAGCUGCCCUUCCAGCGCCUGGUGAGAGAAAUCGCUCAGGACUUCAAGACCGACCUGCGCUUCCAGAGCUCCGCUGUCAUGGCUCUGCAGGAGUCCAGUGAGGCUUACCUGGUCGGCCUGUUCGAGGACACCAACCUGUGCGCCAUCCACGCCAAGAGGGUCACCAUCAUGCCCAAAGACAUCCAGCUGGCCCGUCGCAUCCGCGGAGAGCGAGCUUAAACUGUCUGCUGCUCCACAAACCACAACGGCUCUUUUAAGAGCCACCUCACUCUUCACUGAAGGGCUCAUUCCUCUACU